This is a messenger RNA of Lecanosticta acicola, 603 nucleotides long. NCBI's taxonomy places the organism in Eukaryota, Fungi, Ascomycota, Dothideomycetes, Mycosphaerellales, Mycosphaerellaceae. The record is from the annotation of a GenBank genome assembly.
AUGGCAUGUGUCGGCAGCAUCUAUCAAGCUGGAUACCAGCAAUACCACGAUGCCAUGGCUCUACGAAGAAACUCCAUCCAACGCAUGAGUGACCCGAACACCGCAAUCCUACGGACCGCUCAAGAAGUCAAGCUCAUCGACUUCCGCGCCUACGAAUCCCACUCUCGAACGACGACAACGCAACAUCAACAAAACCGACGAUCUUCCGUCAGGAAAUGCUCCUCAGCAACUCAAGGAAGACGCUCCUCGAUUCAAUCCACAUACACUGCACUUCAAGCGCCGACUCACGCACAAUGGGUCCAACGACUCCCCGCGAACCCGUCGGCGUAUGAGGAAUUUCUCGAAUCCGCACUGGAGGAGAUCGUCGCACAGCUCGUCUGCGGUCCGAACGCGGCGGCCGAAGAAGCCGAGCUGGGCUACAACUACGACACGCUGGAAGACGUCGCUCCCGAGGCAUGGGUACGGGUACGUGCGCACGUCGUCGAGUCCCAGGGCAAAUCCUGGAUCGAAGCCUCCAUCACGUCGAAAGUGGAGACGAACGAGAGAGCCGCGGUCUUUGCGUACGGCAAAUGGGAGCUCGUCAAGACGAAGAAACCGUGCUGA